Letharia lupina is the source of this 918-nucleotide messenger RNA. RefSeq lists its product as uncharacterized. The coding region runs from base 1 to 918 and encodes 305 amino acids. The record is from RefSeq and is a predicted model, not a curated record. NCBI's taxonomy places the organism in Eukaryota, Fungi, Ascomycota, Lecanoromycetes, Lecanorales, Parmeliaceae. The transcript is spliced from 2 exons.
AUGGCAAGCGUGAACACGACUUCGGGCCCCCAGCUCAAGUCCAAUCAGAUCCAGCAGACCGUUAGCAGAGCAGUCGAUCUCGUUCAAUGCCCUCAUCAGUCCACAGCAUCGGACCCGCCUGCCGCAGCUACACUUGAAGUACCUCCAAUCUACGAUUCGAGUAAUUUGAUCAGAGUGCCGGCUCAAUAUUUACGAGUACCAACGGCUUUGCCCGAGCCGGCCGCUCUAUUCUCAGAAGCAAUCUUCUCUCUCCCGCUCAGACCCGACGAUCCCAACAAUCGUGUUACAGAUCUUAAUACCAAAGAAGGUAAUAUCGGGUUGUACAGAUCCAGCUUGAUACUCUCGCCGGAUCAUAACAUCGGCAUCACCGUCCUAGUAGCUAGUACUGAAUCCGGUCCGGAAAGAACGAUGCUUAAGAACUCACUCAUUGAUACCUUCCUGCCGGCAGUAGAACAUGAAGCCCAACAGCAAGCCUCUAAUCGCUUCUCCAGGGUCUAUAUUUCUCCUGGUAAUUCUAGCAAAACUUCUUUUGCCAUUGCAACGGACGACCGCCCUGGCCUCGGCCUCUUCAAUGCAACCACCAUAAACGGUACCCCGCUCCAGCUUAUAGCAGAGUCUCAAGGCCUCGGAGGCGCGAACAAGACACUCAGUGUGCGGCUAUACCCGACUGGGCUCAAGACCACCGCGACGACUGUAGACAAAAAAGGUAUAUAUACGUCGCGAAUGAGCUUCCGUGCCACGUUCGAGGCGCUGCCACAGUCAUCUGGCAUGGGAUGGUGCCAAACCUGGGAAUCAAUAGACGGUAAUACGUACGGGGGCGUAGGGACUGAGGAGUUCGUUUUCGGAUUCUCAGAGAGAGGCAGUGUCGCGUAUGUGGAGUGGAGGGCGCUGAGAGAAAGACUUAUUAAAAGCGGCUGA